GAAAUUUAUUGACAAGAAACGCGAAAACGUCUAGAAGUAACGAGUCGUAAUACAUCAGAGAAAACUUGUGAUUACUUUGAAACUGAAAAUUUAUUAAAGCAAGAUAUAAAGAGAGUUUUUUGUCAAAAUAAUUGAAAAGAAUCAAAACCUAAAAAAUAAUAAAUUUAUAGUUAUAAUAACAACAAUAAUUCCACGGAGGUAAACCCCACGUAUCCUCAACAGAAAUUUCGCAAUACGUUAGCCACUUUGCCUUGAAAUGGCGUCUUCGACUGCAACAUAUGCAAAUUUCCAGGACAGAGUCCAGGGUUUCAUCAAUGGAUUGGGUGAUAAAUAUGAACCGUAUGUGCGUACUCAUUUGGCCAAAGUGUACAUGGUACUUGGAGCCGCAACGGCUAGUACUGCGGUAGGAGCGAUGUUACAGUUAUGGGGUGUUAUAAAUCUUGGUUUGAUAGCAGCACUGGCCUCCUUGGGGCUUGUGUUGGGUCUACAUUUUUAUAGAGAUGAUGGAAAAAACUACUAUACACGCUUUAGCAUGUUGAUGGCAUUCGGUUUUUGUUCAGGACAGACUUUGGGACCGUUGAUGCAAUAUAUAAUAAGUAUCAAUCCAUCGAUAAUAAUAACCGCGCUAACAGGCACUGUGGUAACCUUCGUUUCACUUUCAUUGGGUGCUUUGCUAGCGGAACGAGGAAAGUAUCUUUUCCUGGGUGGAUUGCUGGUCAGUGUAAUCAAUACUAUGGCAAUAUUAAGCCUCUUCAAUAUGUUUUUCCAAUCAUAUUUUGUACAAUUGGCGCAACUUUAUGUCGGCGUAUUUGUAAUGGCUGCCUUUGUGGUCUUCGAUACACAAAACAUAGUGGAAAAAUGCCGGGCUGGAAAUCGAGAUGUUGUUCAACAUGCAUUAGAUUUGUUCUUUGAUGUUUUAAGCAUGUUUAGACGUUUAUUAAUAAUUCUAACGCAAAAGGAGGAACGUAAACGUGAGGAGCGUCGUAAACGGAACUAACUGAAAAUACCUUCGCGGAAUGUCCAAAUAUUAAUAUUUUAUAUGUUAAAUAUCUUUUCAUGAAUAACUUAUACCCAAAAUUCAGCAUUAAUAUUAUAUUAUAUUUCAAAUCAAAUACUAA
Molecule: messenger RNA, 1118 nt
Organism: Bactrocera neohumeralis
Lineage: Eukaryota; Metazoa; Arthropoda; Insecta; Diptera; Tephritidae
Gene: BI-1
Product: bax inhibitor 1
Exons: 4
Coding region: 257-997 (246 amino acids)
Biological process (GO): cellular response to unfolded protein; negative regulation of RNA splicing; negative regulation of endoribonuclease activity
Cellular component (GO): mitochondrial membrane
Molecular function (GO): enzyme binding
Source: RefSeq, a predicted model, not a curated record